This is a messenger RNA of Auanema sp. JU1783, 594 nucleotides long. The record is from the annotation of a GenBank genome assembly. Lineage: Eukaryota; Metazoa; Nematoda; Chromadorea; Rhabditida; Rhabditidae.
AUGGCCGCUCCUCGUAUUAUAAGCCGUGUGAAUCCAAAGAACACUGUUCUUUUUGUGUGUGAUCUUCAGGAGAAGUUCAGUAAAACCAUCCAAUACUUCCCGGAGAUCGUGACUACUGCAAAAAGAUUGGUUGAUACUGCCCAAAUUCUGGGUAUGAAAACAAUCGUCACUGAGCAAUAUCCUAAAGGGCUUGGUCACACUGUACCAGAGUUGGGCAUUGAUCGUACAACAACCCCAGUCUAUGAGAAGACAAGAUUUUCGAUGUGUGUUCCACAAGUUGAUACGUUAUUGAAAGAAUCGAAGAAUGUUAUUUUAUGCGGAAUCGAAUCGCAUGUCUGUAUCUUGCAGACAACUUAUGAUCUUUUGGACAAAGGCUUAGAAGUUCACGUCGUCGUCGAUGCUGUUAGCAGCCGAUCUUUGGCUGACAGGAAGUUCGCCUUCAAGCAAUUGGAAAAGGCCGGUGCUGUUCUGACCACUUCCGAAUGUGUGAUUCUUGGAUUGGUUCAGGACUCUGCUCAUCCGAAAUUCCGUGAAGUUCAGAAAUUGAUAAUGACAUCUGCCCCUGACACUGGAUUGGUCAGCUCCAAAGUGUAG